This is a messenger RNA of Penaeus chinensis, 4537 nucleotides long. Its product is annotated as YTH domain-containing family protein 3-like. The coding region runs from base 103 to 2328 and encodes 741 amino acids. Gene Ontology annotation, molecular function: N6-methyladenosine-containing RNA reader activity; mRNA binding. Gene Ontology annotation, cellular component: cytoplasm. Gene Ontology annotation, biological process: mRNA destabilization. The transcript is spliced from 6 exons. The record is from RefSeq and is a predicted model, not a curated record. NCBI's taxonomy places the organism in Eukaryota, Metazoa, Arthropoda, Malacostraca, Decapoda, Penaeidae.
GCCCUCCGACUAACAUGGCCGCAUGAAUUAGUGAUUGUGAGGAGAUUGUGGACGAAAAAACUGACUUUUUACUGUGUGUGACCAUCCGAAAGUGACAUUUAUAUGUACGCUGGACACUCUGAUAUGCAGCGGAUGAAAGGACAAGGAACCUCAGUGCCAAAUGGGCCGAAAGACCAGAAUUACUCCUCAUUCCAGAGUUACACUAGUCCCAUGACAUCUUCGAUGGCCGCGGCUGCAGCUGCUUCUGACCCGUAUAUGUCGUCUUACUAUAUGACCUCAACUCCUUACCAGGCAUUUGGCGUUGGAGACGGCACUUGGAGUAAUGGGGGUGACCACAUGCAGACUUUCCUCGGAGGUUAUGGCGGACAGAUGGGAUAUGACUCACACAGUGCCAUUGAUGGCAUGUUCAGUAGUGGCAGUUUUGGUGGCUUCAACCCUCCCGGCUUUAACUAUGGUUUUCACGGGAAUGGUGACUACAAUGCAUGGGGAGGGUCAGAGGUUCGUGGAGGGAACAAGCAGUAUGACGACUACUACCAGCGAGAUAAUGUCUACACCGAUGAACGUGUAAAAGCUUUGGAUCAAGGUGUAGAGGGACUAACUCUUGCUGACCCAAAAACAGGUCAGGAUUUGCCUAGGGAAGGUGGACCUGGAGCUAAUAAAAAUGCAGCCACUAACGGGAGUGGGGGAGUUGAAGUCAAGGCUAGUGGGGCCAGCAGUCCAGGAGGAGAAACAUCAGUUGGACUCGGGCAGCCAAAGAAAGGUAUGUCUUGGGCUAGUAUUGCCUCCCAGCCAGCCAAGCCUCAACCAAAUAGACGGCGAGACAAGACUACAAUGUCCUCCAUUGUACCUGGUCGUCAUAUGGACAUUGGAACCUGGGAGGGGAAGAAUGGAGGUGGACCGAAACCCGUUGCACCACCACCUGUCCCCCGCCCUGCAUGGGAAGCUCCACGAGGAGGCACGCGAUCCACUACCUCUGCUUCAUACUCUACCCCACCACCUCGCACCCCACCCCAGGUGCCUCAGCCUCAGCAAGUGCAGCAACCAGGUCAACCACAGCAGCAGCAACAACAACAGCAACAGCAGCAACAGCAGCAGCAGCAGCAACAGCAGCAGCAGCAGCAGCAGCAGCAACAGCAGCAGCAACAGCAGCAACAACAACAGCAGCAGCUGCAGGCAUCCCCACAACAGCAUCAGCAGCAACAGCAGUCACUCCAGCAGCACCCACACCAACAGCACAUGCAUCCUCAGCAGCAGCACCAGUCACAUCAGCAACAUCAACACCAGCAGCACCAGCACCAGCAGCAUCAGCACCAGAACCAACAGCUGCAGCAGCAGUUGCCUCCAUCACCCCAGCAGCAGCAACCCCCUCAAGCACCUAUGCUUGCGGGAGGAGGAAUGCACUCCAACAUGGAACUUGCCCCGUCACCUCAGAGUGGACCACCGGUACCUGUGUCCCGGCCCAUGUCUCAUGCCCCAGGACAGAUUAACGAUCUACAGACAGAAGAGGGUAUCUUGGAAGACUUGCGAAUGCGCAAUGACUACAACCCUAAGGAAUUUGACCUUAGCCCUAAAAAUGCACGUUUCUUUGUGAUUAAAUCUUAUUCAGAGGACGAUAUUCACCGUUCUAUCAAAUAUGAGAUAUGGUGCUCCACAGAACACGGUAACAAGCGUCUUGACUCUGCUUUCCGUGAACGAGAGGGUAAGGGGCCAGUGUACCUUUUCUUCUCAGUGAAUGGAUCUGGACACUUUUGUGGAUUAGCUCACAUGAUUUCCACUGUAGACUACAACUCAUCAUCAUCAGUGUGGGCCCAAGACAAAUGGAAAGGCCAGUUUCGAGUGAAGUGGAUAUUUGUAAAGGACGUUCCAAAUAGCCAACUGCGGCACAUUCGGCUGGAGAACAAUGAGAACAAACCUGUAACAAAUUCUCGUGAUACCCAGGAGGUGCCAUAUGAAAAGGGAAAACAGGUUUUGAAGAUAAUCAUCCAGUACCGCCACACCACCUCCAUUUUUGAUGACUUCCUCCACUAUGAAAAACGGCAGGAAGAGACGGAGACACGCAGGCAUCCUAAUACUUAUAAGGAUAUGGAAAGAGGUGACGAUCGUCGCGGUGACCGUAGCUUAGAGCACCGAGACCACAGGGAUCACCGAGAUCCCCCCAGGGACCAUCGAGACCACCGUGAUAGCCGCGAGCACCGUGAUGGCCGUGACCACAGGGAUGGACGUGAUCACCGUGAUCACCGAGAUCACAGGGAGCACCACCGGGGGGGUAUGGGUGGGGGACGUGGCCGAGGGGGGCACCACCAUCACCACCGUGGCGGACGCAACUAAUCACAGACUUGGCAAAGCCACAGUGUAAUAGCCCUGCAGAGGUGAACAUUGAGGGAUGUCAUCUGUGGUUUAAAAAACUUGCUAGAGAACAGAUUUGCUAGAUAAAACUAGCAGAGUGGAUGUUAAAAACAAAGCAAAAGAGAAAGCAAAAAAAUUACUGAUUAUUAAUUGGCUUUAAUAUGAUCAUGUUUAAAAUAUAUAUUGCUGGACAAUCUAAUCUUAUGAAGUUUUGCAGUCAGUAGACUUCAGACCAUUAAGACUUUUUUCUAUUUCUUUUUUUUUUCUUUUUUUUUGCAAUGAAGUGAAGAAAAUCUUACUUCAUGAAGGACUGACUGAUUGAGUGAGGUUUGAAAGACUUUUGAGCCUCUAAGUGUCUGCCAUUUGGAAAUUAUGAUUGAACAUAAUGCUAUCACUUGAAAACUGAUAUUGCACUGCAUGUGACCAAAUACAGUAAUAACAUGUCCAGCCAUGAAUACUGCGCCAUAAUUGUGAGAAGUGUAGCAGUGCACUGAAACACUGUUUUCGUCCACUGUUCAAGUUUAGACAGGCACCUGUUAGCACUCAAACUACACCAGCCUGAGGAUCAGCUUAAGUGAUAUCACAGAGUAAAAAUAACUUCACACGAUUGUCACUGUUCCUUGAGGAACAUUUUGGCAUUCAAGAACUGCAAUGAAUAUGCCACUGUCAUUGUUAUUAUUUUGUUUCUUUCACUGUUGUGGUUAGGGGAAUGGAACACAAUAUAUAUAUUUAAUCUAAUCCUCCUAUAAUCCUACAACUGCGGCUUGUAUAGGCGAGCCGGAUGACCGCCAGAGCCCACCCGGGGGACCUGAACUACCAAGCAAAAGUCGAGAGCAGCGGCCCCCACACCAGCUAAACCCACUUACUUCUCUUUUUAUCUUUUUUUUUUUUCUCUCUCAACAUUCAUCAUUUAUGAAUUUAUGGAUGUUUUCUUUUUUCUUUUUCUUUUUUUUUUAUGAUCAAACUUUCUACAAGUUUGCCUGUGAUUGGGUCCAUGGGGGAUUUCUGUGAAUAAAAAAUAUAUAAGAAUAAAAAUAAGUGAGCAUUUCCAGUUUUUGUCAAAUAACAACAGUGACAUUGGAAAGUGCAUUGUGGAAGGAAAGUCUGUGUGUGAUUUUGUUGAAUAAAGAAGUGGUGGUUUUGAGGAAAAAAAAUUGAGAGUUAUUGUGAUGAGAACUGGAUGAUGUUAGGGAUAUUCAUAUCAUUGGCUCGGGAUAUUAAGAGAGUGACAAAUAAGGAAAAAGAUGAAAUGUACUUUGGUGUUUUAUUUCUUAGUGCCUGAGAGUAUGGAAUUGUGUAGUUAAGGUGAUAUUGUAAAUGCUCUGAAACAUUUAAAAAAAAUAUAUAAACAAAAGAUAAAAAAGUUAAACUGAACCACCGUAGACUGAAGUUGGUUUGUCUCAGCAGUGCCUCAAUUAAGUGAAAUAAUUGUAGUUGUUAGUGUUAUCAUAUAUUGCCAUCUAAUAAUUGAUAUUAGGAAAAAAAACACUUGAUGGUUCUUUGGAAUCAGUUAUUCAAAAAUAUAACAAUUUUAAAGCCCUCUUCAGACUGAACGAAUGAUUUAACGAAAACAAACAAAAAACAAACAAACAGCAGUUCUUGUGACCAUGGUGUUAUGAAUGUGUUACAUGGUUGAGAUAUUUUUCAAGAAAAAUUGUGAUAAGCGAACAGAGUAGAAGGAAAGAAAAACAAACAAAUAAAUGAAGAAGAGAAAAAACAGAACAAAGAAUGAAGGAAAGUGCUGGGAAUUGCUUGGUGCUGCUUUGAAGGUCACUUGUGCUUGCUAGAAUGCCGCCACGUAUCAAGACCACCUCCCGUUGUGUCCAGCGAAAGUGUCCACUGUUGCGUCCCAGCCAUGGCUCGUGCACAGGCCUGCCAACAACUUCUUGGGUUAAGCUCUGCUUCACUGCCUCUUGUUUGUCAGGGAUGUGUCAGGGAUUUAGCUUUAGAGGGAACAGGAUGCAGAGCUUUAGAACUAUAGUUUCAAAUUUUUUUCCUGUCUUCAAAAUUAGGGCUCGUGCAACAUGGAUGGUACAUGCAAUGGUGGACAUCUCUGCUUGUUCCAGUGUUUAUUUUAUUUUUAUUUUGUUAUUGUGAGUUUGAGAAAUGUAUGGCACAUCAGGCCUCUGCUCUUUUCUUGUGAUUGAUGGAAGAUGAGAAAUACUUUGUAAUUAAUAAUUUGCAAUUAUGA